Rhipicephalus microplus (southern cattle tick) is the source of this 1664-nucleotide messenger RNA. Its product is annotated as carboxypeptidase Q. Gene Ontology annotation, biological process: peptide catabolic process; proteolysis. Lineage: Eukaryota; Metazoa; Arthropoda; Arachnida; Ixodida; Ixodidae. The record is from RefSeq and is a predicted model, not a curated record. Gene Ontology annotation, molecular function: metallodipeptidase activity.
GGUGCGGCAACUUGCACCGUGUUGCACCUCAUGAAAACGGGCCCUAGCUCGCCGCGAGGCUCAGAGAGAGUGCGGGGUCGCAAUGGGGUCUGCCGUGCUGCGACUGCUGCUUCUGCUGGCCGCCGGUGCGGCAGCCGAUGACCGGCAGGUGUACACCUGCAACGCCACGCAGCUGCUGUCUCCCGAACUGAUCGCAGAGAUACGCAGCUACGCGCCGGUGGUGCAGAGCAUCAUCGACUACGUCCUCCAAGGUCCCGAGCGCAACCGCACCUACGAGGAGCUGGCCAAAUUCGUGGACCGAUUCGGCGCCCGCAUAUCGGGAUCGCGUAACCUGGAGAACGCCAUCGACUACAUGGUGGAGCUUUUGGGCCGCCAGGAACUGGACCGCGUGUACACGGAGCGCGUGGCCGUGCCGCACUGGGUUCGUGGAAACGAGUCGGCCUGGAUAGUGCGGCCGCGCAUGCAGAAGCUCAACAUGCUGGGCCUGGGUGGAAGCGUGGGUACGUCGCCCAGCGGAAUCACGGCGCCCAUUCUGGUGGUCAGAUCGUUCGAGGAGCUCCGCACCAACGCCUCAAAGGCCCGCGGCAAGGUGGUGGUAUUUGACGAGGAGUUCGUGAGCUACGGGCGCACCGUGGAGUACCGCGAGAACGGCGCCGCCGCGGCCGAGCGCGUGGGCGCCGUGGCCGCGCUGGUGCGCUCGGUGACGCCCUUCUCCAUCGGAAGCCCGCACACGGGCUGGAUGAACUACGAGCGCGGCAAGCCUCGCAUUCCCUGCGCCUCCAUCACCGUCGAGGACGCGCAGUUGCUCCGAAGGCUCCAGGACAGAGGUAUAGAAGUUCACGUUCACCUAAUAAUGGAUGCGCAAAACCUUCCACUGACCGAGUCACGGAACACCAUAGCUGAACUCAAAGGCACAACCAUGCCCGAUGAGGUGGUUCUCGUUAGCGGUCACCUGGACUCGUGGGACGUGGGCCAGGGUGCCAUGGACGACGGUGGUGGUGCCUUCAUCUCGUGGCGGGCUCUGGCGCUUCUGCGGAGGCUGGGCCUUCGGCCGCGGCGUACAUUGCGCGCCUUGCUCUGGACAGGCGAAGAGGAAGGCGUGUGGGGUGGCCGCGCCUACUACGAACGCCACGGUGGUCAGCCCGAGGCACGCCGCCAGCUUAACCUGGUCAUGGAGUCCGACCUGGGCACAUUCCGGCCGCUGGGGCUCAGGCUGGCCGCCACCGACACGCGCGCGCGCUGCAUGGUCGCGCAGGUGCUGCGCCUGUUCGGGUCCAUCAACGCGACGCAAUUGACAUUGGGGCCCGACGGACCGGAUAUCCAGCCCUGGGUGGACGCCGGCGUCCCGGGCGCCUCGCUGGACACGGCCAACAAAGAGUACUUCUACUUCCACCACACGGACGGUGACUCCAUGACCGUCGAAGACCCGACCAACCUAGACUUGUGCACUGCCCUUUGGGCGGCCUCUGCGUUUGUCUUCGCCGACCUGAGCGAGCGCCUUCCGCGGCCGUAGGACCUAUGCUCAAGGACUACUCUCCUCGUUCACGUCAUUGAUGGCGAUCUUAUCUUAUUGGUUUGUCAAUUGACAAGGAAAGCUGAGUACUCAACUUCACCAGACGGCACUUAAGCGAAAUAAAUAAAUGAAUAAAUAAUUAGGAAUCAUC